Messenger RNA from Exserohilum turcica Et28A, 252 nucleotides. RefSeq lists its product as uncharacterized. The transcript has a single exon. The coding region runs from base 1 to 252 and encodes 83 amino acids. The record is from RefSeq and is a predicted model, not a curated record. NCBI's taxonomy places the organism in Eukaryota, Fungi, Ascomycota, Dothideomycetes, Pleosporales, Pleosporaceae.
AUGUCUUCGUAUCCAACACUCUCAUUACUUUUGCACAAGCCCCCUGUCAGUGUGACCAUUGUAGGGAUCAGAGAGUCGUCUGUACUCGGCUUCACACGGCGCGUCGCAGCUGAAACUUUGCAUUCGCUCGACUUUAUGCUAAGUGCCCUGCCACCACAGCAGAUUCAGCCAUGCUGCAUCUCCGCAAAACCCGUCUCCACUCUUGGGACGAGGGUGGGGGGGCGUGGUGCGUCGGGUGGUGACUCGUUUUGA